Colletotrichum graminicola M1.001 is the source of this 1881-nucleotide messenger RNA. RefSeq lists its product as uncharacterized. The coding region runs from base 1 to 1881 and encodes 626 amino acids. NCBI's taxonomy places the organism in Eukaryota, Fungi, Ascomycota, Sordariomycetes, Glomerellales, Glomerellaceae. The record is from RefSeq and is a predicted model, not a curated record. The transcript has 2 exons.
AUGGAUCAUCGGUUCCCAAUCACCCGCGACGACCUCUUCAACAUCCAGAUGGAUUUGAAGCAAAUCCAACUGGUUCAGAGUAAUCAGGGCGAGAGACUGCUGAGGCUUGAAAGGCGUCAGGAACAGGAUGCCAGCCUCAAGUCUGUAUGGCAGCAGCAUCCAUUUCCUGGCGUUUUAGCCGGAACUCCCCAGCAAGGGCCGAUUCAUGUAUCACCCAACGACAUGUUUGAUGAUUUCGAUGAGCAAGGCCAGCAUUUGCUGAGCUCGCUCCAUCUUGGGCCGGCCGAGGAGGAGCCUACCCGCCGCGGUGCUGCUUCUCGAGCGAACAGUGUACGAUUCGACGAAAGUGCGUUGCGGGGAGCAGACUGGUCAAGCCAAAGCAACCGCCACUCUGGUGAAUUUGGACCUCCGCGUCCGAGCAGUGGCUUGAUGAUGGAGAGGUCUCUGUCCCACAAAUCGGACGGACGACACAGUUCAGCUGGCCAUUCUGUCCACUCCUUUCAUUCUGUGGCAUCUGGCCGAGCGAGCAGCUUGGGGCUGGAUACCAAUUUCAUGGUCAGCAGCCACGAGGGCGACUCUCCUGUCGACAUGCCAGAGCCGCCGCCAGGCCUCUUUUUCUUGGGAUCCGUACCGACCAUUAUCCGAUGCUGGCUCACGACCAACUUUGCGCACGAUACCGUUCUGUACGCUGACCUAUGCACGGGCUCUCAGAAGUCUGUGGUGGACUAUUCUGUCAUCAAGGACCUUGGCAUGUUGGAUGAGAUUCAACGCGAUGUUGACGGCACUUACAAAAUCCGGCUCUCGGUCUACCUAGUUGAAGCGACCGUCUCCGAACGGAGCAGCCGGUCUUCGAGUCCGGGCCACCAGAUGCCAAGCCUCCUGACCACGUUUGAGGUGUCUGGCAUGGAACAGGCCGAAGGAGCUGAGCCAAAGCGGGGCAUCCAGAUCUUCAUCGGCAGCGACACCCUCCGAGCUCAUCAGGCCGACAUUCUCCUUUCCCAAAACCGCAUGAGUCUGUACGGCAGCGAGCGCGAAAAACUGUCGGUACCUUUCGUGCGCCCCGAGGAUGAAGGUGCGUUCAAGCACAUCAGCACAACCAACCUCAUCCCAGAGAAACCUCGGCUCAACGCCAACGCCGCCCCAUUUGUUUCCGGAGACCCGCGGCCGCAGGCCUCCACAACGCACGACACAUUAGAGAACAGCGUCUCGGGCGUGCAGCCUGAGGAUGCCGAGUCUCAGGGUCCGUUGUCCCCACUGGGACAUGACUCUGUACCCGACAAGUCGGUUGGAGCAAGCAACCUGUCUGAAAGUGGCGGGGAGAGUGAGAGGACAGGCAAAGAUCACGCCAGCGGGUCCGAGUCCGGGGCCCGAGAACCUUCAGUUGUGCAGAAUAGCUCAGCCAGCACAGAUGGCAGCCGGCGUGAGUCUGCUGGAGGCAUCUGGAGGUCAUGGCGGCAGGGAACUUCGGCAAGCGGGAGUGAGAACGGGCAACGAGACGCCAACGGUCCCUUGAGCGGGUACCAGCCUGCGGGCCGCUCAAGUCGGAAUAUGAAGGUGUUGAAGCCCCUGAAAUCGGGCUCAUCAUCCUCUGCCCGAACCGGGGCGGCUUAUGAGCCGCCACCAGCGCCGAGGACCAGCGGCGAACAUCGGCGAAAGAGCCAGGCUAGCGUAGCGGCAGAGAGCACGCCCCCAGCAACGGUUCGCUGGGAGCCCAAGAGGUCAGUCAGCAGCGUCAGCAGCACGACAGAAGCCAAGGCUCAACGUGAAACGAAGAACGCGGGCCCGCCUCUGCCGCGGUCGGUGAACCCCAUCGGAGGCGCAUCCGCAUUCUCGUGGAUGAACCCGGCAGGAAAAGCGAAGCCAACGGCAACGGCCGAGUAG